AUGUCGGAGCGAAAAAUCAAAGUUAAGGGAUUAAGCUUUUCCACAACGCAGUUUAUGGUCAAACAGGAGUUUGAAGAUUGUGGCGAUGUCAGAGAUGUUGAUAAAGUUAAAGAUGAAAAUCAAGAAUGCGUAUUUUAUGUCACAUUUGAAGAGGCUGAGGAUGCAGCUUUGGCUGUUAAAAGAAUGAAUGAAAAAGAGAUCAAUGGUGAAAAGAUUACCGUUACUUUCGAAGGAUCUAGCAAGAAUUCACGUUAUAAUCGCGACUACGAAGAUGAUGACGAAAACGAGAGAAGAGAUGAUCGAAAAUUCAACAAACGUGAUGACAGAAGAGAUUAUGAUCGCAGUGGCUCAAGAGAUGGCCGAAGAAGUGAUGAUCGUCGUAACUAUAGAAAUAAUAGCAGAGGAGAAAGAAGAGACGAGAGGUAUUCCAGUGACAGACGAAGUGAUAGAAAGAAAUCACCAAAAUAUGACGAUGAUCGAGAUUAUUCACCAAAACCAAGAGAACUUAGCGAAAAUGUUAAAGAGAUGUACAACAGCCUCGUUACAUUAUUACAGGAAUACAUAUCACACUGUUUGAACUAG
Molecule: messenger RNA, 582 nt
Organism: Trichomonas vaginalis G3
Lineage: Eukaryota; Parabasalia; Trichomonadida; Trichomonadidae
Product: RNA-binding domain, RBD family-containing protein
Exons: 1
Coding region: 1-582 (193 amino acids)
Biological process (GO): positive regulation of mRNA splicing, via spliceosome
Cellular component (GO): spliceosomal complex
Molecular function (GO): RNA binding
Source: RefSeq, a predicted model, not a curated record